AUGACAAUAUCAAUGAAGGAACAAGAUCAGAUGCCAGGGGAAAUGGUUUUCCCCGAGGCGAAAUUAAAAGCACUAGAAGAAAAGAUAUCACAUCCAAGAUGGGUUGUACCUGUAUUGCCAGAGCAAGAGUUAGAAGCUCUUUUGAUUGCUGCUACAGAAUUGGCUGCAAGAGGUGAAGAUGUAAACAAUCUUGCGUGCCAGCAUUUCUACACAGAUUCAUUAACGGUGUCCUUUACGAAAAUUUUAACGGAUGAUGCAGUCUCAUCUUGGAAAAAUAAUAUUCAACAAUGUGUACGAUCGAACUGUGAAAAACUUGUGAAAUUAUGUGCUAUGAAAUUGGAUGACCCUAGAUUUCUGCAUCUGUUAUAUAUGGCCUUCAAUCCUAAUAACAAAUUUCAUACAUUCAAUGCAUCUAGAACUUGUGAAGGGUUAUCAGUAACAAACUCUACAACCGCAGGACAGGGCUCCACUCAGGAGACUGAAGUGUUUGCUAAAUCACAAGAUCUUCGAACACCUAGGGGGUGGCUGGUCCAUCUUAUAAAUGUAUUUGGUCAAGCUGGAGGUUUUGUUAAGCUUAGAGAAAGAUUUGAAACUAUUAUGGGCUUCAAGAAAUCAGAUCUCACAUCAUCAGCAAUAAGUGAAGAAAAAGUUAUGAAUGAAAUAACAGAGAAAGAAAACGAAGAAAAUAAAAGCAAUGUUACUGAAAGUAUCACAUCUUUACCUGAUAAUUUAGAGGGUUCUAUGACAAGGAGUGAACAGCCGUCAUCAUUGGAACAGUCAACAAGCGGUGAAACAUGUGUUAAUGCUGUUUGGCAACUUUUGAGACCUUUGGGUCUUUGUCAUGAACUUCUCACUCCACAUACUGUAACAGUUUACCUCUUACCAGUACUGGAAUGUAUCCCAACACUCCUGGAAAGUCUUACUGAUGAAGAAUUGAAAAGAGAGGCCCGAGGCAGCGAAAAUAAGACUGACACUGUGUCAUGCCUCAUCAGAGCCUGCAAGUGUGUUUCUUUAAAGACUCCUCAGCAUCACAGUUUACUUAAAUCCUUAGAAAUGUUUCGACUCAAGAUGAUCCUGCGACUGUUGCAAAUGUCUUCUUUCAAUGGAAAAAUGUCUGCGUUAAAUGAAAUUAAUCAGUUGAUAAGUUCGAUAUCACAACAACCAAAACCAGAAUGGCUUACUCCCACUGUCAUAACGAAUUGGAUACGUGAAAACAAAGUUGUAGAUAUAGUGUUGAGGGAUUCUCUACAUCAACCCCAGUAUGUGGAUAGAUUAGAAAAAAUGCUUAGGUUUAUGAUCAAAGAAAACUCUUUGACGAGGGACGACCUGGACGCCAUCUGGAGGGCGCAACACGGAAAACACGAGGCCAUAGUCAAGAACCUGCACGAUCUACUCGCGAAAUUAGCUUGGGACUUUACACCAGACCAACUCGAUCAUUUAUUUGAUUGUUUUAAGGCUAGUUGGGCGACAUCCAGUAAGAAACAGAGCGAUAAACUCUUGGAAGUAAUGCGAAGACUAGCAGAGGAUGAUAAAGAUGGCGUCAUGGCUAACAAAGUGCUGGUGCUCUUUUGGAAUUUGGCCCAUUCUGACGAAGUAUGCACGGAGAUUAUGGACGUGGCGUUAGCGAAUCUUAUCAAAAUACUUGACUACAGCUGCAGCCAAGAUCGUGAUGCACAAAAGAUACUGUGGCUUGAUAAGUGCGUGGAGGAGUUGAAAAGCAACGACAAGUGGGUACUGCCGGCGUUGAAGAUGAUGCGUGACAUCUGCUGUCUGUACGAGGCGGGGGGCGGCGCCGGCGGCCGGCCGCACGUGACGCGUCAAGAACUCAUUGACCGACUGCAGACACAACAUUCGCUUGUCAUACUCGUCACCGACUCACUGACGCACUAUAUGAACGUGGUGCGGACUAAGCUGGCCGGAGAGGGCUCAAUAGAUUGGGAGAAUUGGCUUCCAGACGGUCGCUACCCUCAUGCUGCUCAGGUUCACGAAAGGCUAAGUUUUCUACGGUUUUUGCUUAAGGAUGGGCAAUUAUGGCUUUGUGCGGAACAGGCAAAGCAAAUUUGGAUAUGCCUAGCCGAAAGACCUGCGCAUUUGGGGGACCGCGAAGCUUGUUUUCGUUGGUUUAGCAAAUUAAUGGGCGAGGAACCAGAUCUGGAUCCAAAUAUAAACUUGCAUUUUUUUCGAAGGAAUAUUAUGACACUAUCACCUAGCUUAUUAACUCAUUCCGGAAUCAAAUGCUUUGAGAGAUUUUUUAAAGCGGUAAAUUCAAAAGAAGGCAAGCUUAAGGCUAAACGUCGUAGUUUUCUAAUUAAUGACGCUGAUCUCAUAGGAUUAGACUAUUUAUGGAGAGUAAUAACAGAGUGUGACGACGAGAUAUCAGCGCGUGGUAUAGAGCUGCUGCGCGAGGUGUGCACUUGCACAGGCCCGCAGCUGUCGGCCGCCCACCACCACGAGGCCUUCCUCACACACUGCUGUGCGCGCACACAGAGACUGCAGAAAGAUAUGGAUACGCAAGAUGAUGUCUCCGAAUGUUGUACUAGAAUGUGUAGAGUUAUACGUGCCAUACAAGAAUAUAUAAACGAGUGUGAUAGAAGAUUUACUUCAGAGAGACAGAUACUGCCAGUGUAUAGGUCGGGAAGAGGCAGGCAGUGCACUAUUAUAGUAAGAUUUAACUUUCAAACUGGCCAAAGGCAAAUUGACGACAUAGAACUGUUUUCGCAUUCAAAUGAAACGCUACAUUCGCUUCGUACGGCGGUCCAGAGGAGGUUGAAGUGCGCUUCUGAAAAUAAUAUAAAAAUAGAAAUGUACAUAAAUAAAUUAGAACUAUAUGUGAAUGGGGAGCUCCUAGACACGAGUCACGAUCGUAAAAUACUCUCUCAAAUACCUCUAAGAGAUAAAACUGUGAUUAUUGCUAAGGUUUACGAUGGCCAAGUAUGCGGAAGUGGAGGCUGCGGUUCCUCAAACGAAUCGAGCAGUGAUUCUAGCAUCUCUUCCCCACCACUCCCUCCUACACCAGAACAUGCUCUUCCUGGCGUUAUUUUCGCUCAAGGCUCGUGGUAUUUACCUUUCAUUCUGGAGUUGGAGCAUGUCGGCAUUACAAAGGGACACGCCCCGCUAACAGAGGCCGCUCAUUUACUAUCGCAAAUAUGUCCUAGUCACAAACAAACUGUCGAAAAAUUAACUGAAGCUCUAUUAAGUCGCGAGGACACUAAGUUAAGGGAUAUGUUAUAUGGACCAGCCCCACCCACCGUUGCCUAUAAUGUUGAGGUCCUAUAUAGCAUGGUAAUGCCGUCGUCGGAGACUAGACUAGAAAGAAAUAGAAGUUUCCAGCUGGCCUGUGUAAAAAAAGCUCCCCUGUUAGUGCAGUGCUUAUCAGACAAUGAAUUUUUGAAGGAUGCUGCACCACACACGAGACGAGUCGGAUAUUUAGCUUUGGUGAGACUGGCGAAACUGGCUUUGUACACCUUGGGACAUUUGUUUGAAAUUCUUGCCCCAGAUGGUUCUGACACCUCUGUAGAUAAAGAAUUUAGGAUGGAUGUCACAAUAUUAAGAGAGGCUCUGCAAACUGUUCCGAAUCAUAACUGUGAGCUUGUUGUAAAGGCAAUUGCUGAAAAGCUGGCCAACAGCCUUGGAGAGCAGAUGGUAACUAGCAGUGAGGAAAGCGACUCUGUAUCUUCGUUGGUGUGGUGGCGCGUGCCCACUACGGCCACUGUUCGCGCCCUCUAUGGUCUCGCCUACUCUGUGGCACAACCUGAUCCAGACGGACUAGUGCAUUCCGAUGAUGUUAUAUUGGUUCGGGAAUGUAUGGAAGUAGUCACGAUUUGCAUGGCGCUAGGAGGGGGACACCUCGAAUCUCUUCUACAUGAAUCCUGGUGGCAGGACACCGCACUGUACUUAAUGAUCGACUGUCCCAAUCCUCAGGUCCGAGUGUCAUGCGCCGAGCAGCUAUUGUCGAUGUGUGCGUGGGGCGGUGGUGGAGGUGCGCGGGGGGCGCUGGCGGCGCUAGGCGGGGCUCGCGGGGCCGCCGCGCCGAGACUCACCACACACGCGAGGCACGCGCAGCAGUUCCUACAGCUGCUGUGUCGACUGGUGGCACUCGCGGGACCCACUGCCAGGACACUGGAGGAUCUCGCUAUUGAGGUGGAGUGGUUGCGUGCAGUCCGUGAUAAUCCCGCAACAUUAGACGACACUUUAUUGGAAGGUCAUCUAAAUCUUACCAAAGAAUUAUUCACCCACGUUCCGGCUCAGGUGAAGUUCCAAUACGGGGCACAUCCGGACCACAAAGACUCGGGAUUGAUUAGGGAAGUGACGACCGAGUUCCUGUGGCCAUAUUCGUGGGCGUGGUGCCAUAUGGGGAACGAAAUGUCUGGCGAUGAGGAGGGAACUAGCGAGGAAGAGUGUGAGGGUGUGGCGCCACUGUGUCGUACACCCGGCGCCGCAGCCGCUGCAACAGAUCUACUGCUGGCUCUAGUACAUGCUUGCGUUCCUAACAUGGCUGCGCUUGCAAACUUACUUGAACAGAUGUUCUACAGUGAUAAAAACAUGGGUCUAUCCGAGUGGGAGUACAUGCCGUGUGUGGGUCCGCGGCCGCCGGCCGGCCUUGUCGGUCUGAAGAACGCGGGCGCCACGUGUUACAUGAACUCUGUGCUACAACAACUGUACUGCGUGCGAGCCGUGCGGGACGUGCUUCUCACAGUACAAGGGGCUGCUACUGACCCAAAUGAAGAUUUUUCCGGUGAAACGCAUCUUCACAGUAUUUUGGAAAAUAGCACAGAGAAUAACACCGACUAUAAUAUCACUAUACUUAAACAAGUACAAGCCAUAUUUGCCCACUUACAUUACAGCAAACUUCAGUAUUAUGUACCCAGGGGACUAUGGGCACACUUCAGGUUACAAGGAGAACCUGUGAAUUUACGUGAACAGCAAGAUGCUGUGGAGUUUUUUAUGUCUCUGGUGGAAUCACUCGACGAGGCUUUAAAGUCGUUGGGACAAGAACAACUUAUGGCGAAAACCAUGGGAGGAACAUACUCCGAUCAGAAAAUUUGUAAGGGAUGUCCACACAGGUAUUGCAAGGAAGAACCAUUCAGUGUAGUUUCCCUGGACAUAAGAAAUAUGUCGCGCUUACAAGAAUCUCUUGAAGCGUACGUUAGAGGAGAGCUUCUGGAAGGUGCCGAUGCCUAUUACUGCGAUAAGUGUAACAAGAAGGUUGUAACAGUGAAACGUCUGUGUCUCAACAAAUUACCGCCGGUCCUAGUCAUACAGCUGAAGAGAUUCGAAUACGACUUCGAGAAAGUUUGUGCAAUAAAAUUCAACGAUUACUUUGAAUUUCCGCGGGAGUUGGACGUAGAGCCCUACACCGCGUGGGGUCUAGCACGAGCGGAGGGCGACGCGUCCCUGUGGGAGGGAGGGGAACGUACCGAGACUCACUACCAGCUCAGCGGGAUAGUGGUGCACUCCGGACAGGCCUCUGGUGGACACUACUAUUCAUAUGUACUACUUAGAGAUAACGCGGGUGACGCUGGUCGGUGGGUGAAGCUGGAUGACGGUGAAGUGUCAGAGUGCGCCAUGCAUGAUGACGAUGAGAUGAAGGCUCAGUGCUUCGGAGGAGAAUACAUGGGAGAGGUAUUUGAUGCAAAUAUAAAGAGGGUGUCAUAUAAGAGACAGAAGAGAUGGUGGAACGCUUACAUGCUAUUCUACACACGAAAGGACAUGAUUGAUACAUCCGGUCUCGAGAGAAUCAUGCAAAACAUAACACUAAAGGAAAGUGCCAUACCCAAACCUAUCUGGAAUUCGGUUCGUCGCAGUAAUAUCGCUUUCUCACACAACCAGGACCAGUUCAGUUUGGAACAUUUUAAUUUCAUGAAGAAGCUAUGUUGUAUGCGCAUGCAAGUGUUACCCGGCUCACAGAGCGCGGUAUGGGGCCCAGAACACGAGGAAAUGUCGAUGUUAGCUGUACAGUUGGCAGCUAAAUUCUUGUUCCAAGUUGGUUUCCAUACAAAGAAAACAUUACGUGGACCCGCUGCGGACUGGCAAGACAUACUCUGUCAGCAUCUCAGAUGUUCUCAGGCUGUCAGAACUUGGUUUGCGACCGACCUGUUCAAACAUUCUCACAGGUUAUGUGACUACUUACUGUCCUGUCCAUCGGCUGAAGUAAGAGUUGUAUUUAUGAAAAUCAUCGUGUUUUUGGCUCAUUUCUCCAUACAGGACUCGCCAGUGAGCAGCGGCUACGGGUCGUGGUGUUCCCGCGAGGAGGCCACCUCUCUAUCAGACCAGGUGAUAUGUGCUGCUCGUGCGUUAGCGGCGCCUCACACACACGCACACGACCACCGACACCUGCCGCUGCUGUUCAACCUGUUCCACGCGUACGCUAUGCUGGGCUUGGGCGAGAGACACCAGCUACUUAGGCUCAAAAUCCUCGACAUAGUACUAACAGUCUGUUUGGAAGACUCGUCCUCGUCGCUUGGAAAAUAUCAGUAUCCGGAAUCUGCUAAAAUACAUCAGGUGGUGUGCGCAUUGGUCCGUUGUUGCGACGUGAGCGCUCGUUGUCAGUCAGCAAACGCCAGCGAGGGCGUUUUGCCACUGGCCAAUCCGUACGCGGACGCGGCGCACGCGCACUCACCGCGACCCGCACUGUCCGCAGCCGCCGCUGACGUGCUCUACAACCGCACCGGGUCUUACAUGAAGAAACUAACUGAGGAGUGCUGCGGAUGUGAAGAGGGUAUCCGACUGCUUCAAUUCAUGUGCUGGGAGCAUGCUGGCUGGUCUCGCAUGGCGCUGGCCGAGUUGCUGUGGCAGAUGGCUUACGCGUUCUGCCAUGAACUACGGAGACACGCGGACGCACUCACCGCACUCCUGCUAAUGGAAGAUAGUUGGCAGCAUCACAGGAUACAUAACGCUAUCAAGGGUGUGUCAGAGGAGCGACCUGGGCUUCUUGAGACAGCUUUGCGCGCGCGCAGUCAUUACCAGAAACGAGCGUAUGCUUGUGUGAAGUUGGUUGUAGGAGUGAUGUGUCGCACUCCGCUCGCCGUACGAGCUGUGCACGGACAGCCCGACGCACGACGACGAUGGAGACAGCUUCUAGCGUGGUUACAGGACGAGCUGGAACGCGUGAGUACAUCGAAGUAUGGAUCCGGUGGUUACGGGUCAUACGGUACUUGGUCUCCCCCCAGCCUGUCCAACGAAACGUCAAGUGGAUAUUUCCUCGAGCGCAGUAACUCUGCAAGAAAGACUCUCGAAAAGGCCUAUCAACUCUGUCCGGAAGAGGAGGAAGAAGAAGAGGAGUCGCGAGACGCCGGCUCGGGCUCGGGCUCCGGCGAGGCUGGUGACGACAGCGGCGACGAUGAUGCUCCCGACGACGAGGAGCCCGCGCCGCGCAGACUACAGCUGGCGCCCCCCGCCCCGCCGGCGCCGCCAGCCCCGCCCGCUCCUCCUGCGCCGCCCGCCGGCCUGUGA
Messenger RNA from Danaus chrysippus (African queen), 7452 nucleotides. The record is from the annotation of a GenBank genome assembly. NCBI's taxonomy places the organism in Eukaryota, Metazoa, Arthropoda, Insecta, Lepidoptera, Nymphalidae.